Molecule: messenger RNA, 1803 nt
Organism: Panthera uncia (snow leopard)
Lineage: Eukaryota; Metazoa; Chordata; Mammalia; Carnivora; Felidae
Gene: KDM8
Product: lysine demethylase 8
Exons: 8
Coding region: 465-1685 (406 amino acids)
Cellular component (GO): nucleus
Molecular function (GO): histone H3K36 demethylase activity
Source: RefSeq, a predicted model, not a curated record
AAAAAGAGGCGGCGCAUGCGCCCUGAGAACGCAGCGCCAAGUCUGCACGUCGCGGGUAGGAGGUAGGUUCCACGCGUGCGUAGUGUUCGCCUUAAACCAGUAAUUUCGCAUGCGUGAGGCCAGCGGUGUGCGCCUGCGCGAUUCCUGGGGGCGCAUUGGCGGAACUCUAGUGCGCCGGCGCGAGUGUUUAUUUCCUCGGUGACGGUGCCUACAGGUAGUGGACCAAGGCUGCCUUUGUCAUAGGCCUGGAGCUAGGUUGCUGCAAACCAAAUGUGGGCCGUGACAAAUGAAGCCCCAGGCGGGGAAGGGGUGUGAGCCCUCGGGUGGAGCGUCUGCUUGGGGUACCUGAAGGACAGGGAUUUGUAAGUAAUAGGAGUUAACUCUGAGCAUCGGUGUCGCGUUACGCCCCUCGCGUUAGGAUCCAGCAAAGCACCGUCGUCACGACCCGGCCUGCAGAGGGCCCCAUGGCGGGAGCCGGCACCCUCCGGGAGGCACUGAGGGCGCUCCUGCCCCCCACUAAAGAGGAGCUGACGCUGCAGCUCGGGGAGACGGUGGAGCGCAGCGUGGUGCGGCUGCUGCGGGAAGCGGUCGAGCUGUUCUGCGGCGGCCGUGGGGGCGAGUGUCUGCAGGCCAGCGAGGCCAUCCUGGACUACUCCUGGGAGAAACUCAACACGGGGCCGUGGCGCGACGUGCACAGAGACUGGCGCCGCGUGUACGCCUUCGGCUGCCUCCUGAAGGCCGUGUGUCUGUGCGAGGAGCCCGGGGACGCCGGCGCCGUGGCCGCAGCCCUGAGAGUCUGCGACAUGGGCCUGCUGAUGGGGGCGGCCAUCCUCGGGGACAUCCUCACUAAAGUCGCGGCCGUCCUGCAGGCGCACCUCCCCUCAGGAAAGAGGCCCGCCCCGGGCCCGGCCCAAGAGCAGCCCCACGAGAAGAAAGCGAGGCACGACCAUGUUCGGAUUCCAGACGUGAGGUCUGAGAGAACGGUGCCCCGGCUCCGCUGCCCGUCCCUCCAGCACUUCCGGAAGCAUUUUCUGGUUCCAGGGAGGCCUGUGAUCCUGGAAGGCGUGGCCGACCAGUGGCCGUGCAUGAAGAAGUGGAGCUUGGAGUACAUCCAGGAUGUCGCUGGCUGCCGGACUGUCCCGGUGGAGGUUGGUUCCAGGUACACUGACGAGGAGUGGUCCCAGACGCUCAUGACGGUCAACGAGUUCAUCAGCAAGUACAUCAGGGAUGAGCCGAGGGACGUCGGGUACCUGGCUCAGCACCAGCUCUUUGACCAGAUCCCGGAGCUGAAGCGGGACAUCAGCAUCCCCGACUACUGUUGCCUGGGCGACGGGGACGAAGAAGAGAUCACCAUUAACGCCUGGUUUGGUCCCCAAGGAACCGUCUCUCCCCUCCAUCAGGACCCUCAGCAGAACUUCCUGGUCCAGGUGACGGGGAGGAAGUACGUCCGGCUGUAUUCGCCGCAGGAGUCAGAGGCUUUAUAUCCACACGACACGCAUCUUCUUCACAACACGAGCCAGGUUGACGUGGAGAACCCCGACUUGGAGAAGUUCCCCAAGUUUGCCGAGGCCCCGUUCCUGUCCUGCAUCCUGUCUCCCGGAGAGAUCCUGUUCAUCCCGGUUAAAUACUGGCAUUACGUGCGGGCUCUGGACUUGAGCUUCUCCGUCAGCUUCUGGUGGUCGUAGCCAGGGCGGAAGGGUCUGAGAUGCCAACGGCAGUCACGGAUUCACGCGUUCCCUGCCCCACGCCCGGCCUGGGGCUGGGUCCCGGCAUCUAGAGAGAAGCCAGACCCGCCUGUGCCAA